Messenger RNA from Aphanomyces invadans, 2387 nucleotides. RefSeq lists its product as hypothetical. Lineage: Eukaryota; Oomycota; Saprolegniomycetes; Saprolegniales; Verrucalvaceae. The transcript is spliced from 12 exons. The record is from RefSeq and is a predicted model, not a curated record. Bases 396 to 2279 code for a protein of 627 amino acids.
GUUCUUUUGUGGUCGAAACCGUUUUCUCGACCGUUUUGACAUUGCAAUCUUCGCCGGACGCGCGACGACGGGGGCCGAUGGUGGUGGAAGGCUGCGAGAGCGACUGCCGUGCGUCAGGAUCCGUGCUGAGAAGCAUGUGCUACCGACUGGACCUUGUUGAGAAGAAGACCGUGGAGGGGGCAGGGUCGUGCAAAACCAUCGCGUUCAACUUGAAAGAGCUCGCGUCGGCGGAAGACCGGCAUGCGAAAGCGUACCAAAAGAUUCAAGAAGCCUUGCAGAACGUCCCGAACAUGUACGCGUUUAUCUCGUGGUGUCAGUGACCUCACACAAACACCCCCACGAUCAGCAAGAGUGGCAACGUCGCGCCCGUUCUCAAGACUUGGCACAAUGCGCUGAUGAAGCAUGCCGUCGACACGUCCACGACCAAGCGGCGUUUCGCCACGUCGUUGAUGACGAACGUUGUGAAUCCUCUGCAGGACCAUGUAAACCAGUACCGAAAUCAAACGCGCCAAGUAUUUUUUGAAAUGCGGUCGUCGUACGAGGUGCUCGGUACGCAUUUUGUUGUUGCUCGCGUGCCGUGUCAUGGGCGGCUUGUCGCAGUGACGAAGCGGAACCAAGUCGCGGCCGCCAAGGAGAAGUACUUCAAAGCGUGCAAGGCCGCGGACUCUGCGAUCCGCGUUCGCAACUCGACAAGGGAUAAAACCGAGAGCGAGAUUGCGGCCAAGAAGAACACACCGACGUUGCAGCACCCGCCGCUUGCCUUGCUAGAGGCCAAGCGCGAUGAAGUCGUCGCGGGACUGAAUCUCAAGAUCCAGGCGGCUCUCGAUCAAAGCAGCGCCGCCAAGGAGGUGUACAUUCAAGCAGACGCGGCGUGUCAAGCCGAGCGGUUGCGGCACGAGAGCGUCGUGGCGGACAUGUUGCGCAAGCUCGACGGGAUUGAAGUCCAGCGCGAAGAGCACGUCCAAAACCAAGUGUUUUUCCGACUUGCGGCCAUGUACCAGGACAUGGUGACGUGCUUGACCGCCACGCACAACGCGCUCUUUGACGAGUCCGAUGCUGCUUUCACGGCGGCGCGGGACGGCGUCGCCGAUUUUUCAGACGACUGCCACUCGCCCGACGACAUUCUGACGUACGCCACGGAUCAAGUGACCACCGACCUCGACACGUUGGCAAAACUGAGCGAAGUGUUUGCACUGACCCAAACCACAUUCGACGUGCAUGCCAAGCGACUGGAGCAAGUGGCAUCGAGUGCGUCGUGGGCGCUGAGUGACUUGGAUGGCGAGUUGCUCGCGCACGCAUGGGACAAGAUCCAGUCCAGCGUCCAAGUGUUUGCCCGCAUUCAUGGCGACUUCUCGAACGCGAUCGGAGGGUCGAUCCCGUCCGUGUGGAAAGAUUUGAAAGCCGCGCACGGCCAUGCCAAAAAGCAGUUGGCGUCGAUGGUCCAACGCAUUGUGUUGAAGCGGCAAGGCGUGUACACCAACGAACGGGACGCGACCGUCCGAUUCCAUCAAGCCAAACGCGAGCUGGACGCGAAACACGCCCAACUGCGUGCCGUCGAGCGCGAGGCCGUCGACGAAGCCAAGUCGCCCGACAAGGGAAUCAUGACGCUCGUGUCGCUCGGGUGGAAGGACCCUGCCAACGUUCGUCUCGUCAAACUCAAGCGGGUCUGUCAAGAGUUUGAAGAGACCGACAUGGCGAUGGCGGCCAAGCAACUCGCGUUUGCGAAACACGCCACCGUCGACUUUGACGUCCAGUAUCACGCGGCCGUCGCCGCCGUGCAUGGCGACUUUAUCAGCGCCCAAGCCCACGUGAUUUCGGCACUGGCCAAGAUCUCGUCGACGUGGCGAACGGCAUGCCGCGUUGCAGACACAUCGCUCGACCACAUCCUCCACGACGUCUUUGCUGCGAUCGAAGCCAUCGACCCGAUAGCAGACUUGACGGCGUUUGUCACCGCCAUGCAAAAAACGAACGCGAUGCCAGCUCCCGAGACGGGCAAGAUGGCGCGACUGGAGCUCUACACGAGCGACCUGAUCGAGAACGAGACACAGCCCCCACCGCCCGCCGCGCCAGUGGAGCCCGGCGACGCAACAAAGAUCGUGCACCUCCCGGCGACGAAUCAAGUCGAGUUUGGCGUGGUGCUGUUUUACAUGUGCGGCCUCUUGGCGUUGUACGCCGUUCAUCAAGUGCUUGGACGGGAGCUGGCCCAGAUGCAACUUGUCGUGGAAGAUUACCAUGCCUCCAUCGCGGGUCUCGACUCGAUGCUCGCGCGCAUUGACUGAGGUCGAUUAUUGCUGGCCACAGGCCUUUUGCAUGACAAAGAAGAAGUACCCGAGGCCAAUAUCUGCGGCCGUUUGAGCCAACAAUAUACAUGCGCACGCCAUUUUUUC